Molecule: messenger RNA, 1714 nt
Organism: Ceratotherium simum simum (southern white rhinoceros)
Lineage: Eukaryota; Metazoa; Chordata; Mammalia; Perissodactyla; Rhinocerotidae
Source: RefSeq, a predicted model, not a curated record
CACUCCACCCCCACCAUCCUCUCUGCAGGUACCUGGCCAAGCUGUCAUCCGUGGGGAGCAUCUCCGAGGAGGAGACCUGUGAGAAGCUCAAGGGUCUGAUUCAGAGGCAGGUGCAGAUGUGCAAGCGGAACCUGGAGGUGAUGGACUCGGUGCGCCGUGGCGCCCAGCUGGCCAUCGAGGAGUGCCAGUAUCAGUUCCGGAACCGGCGCUGGAACUGCUCCACGCUCGACUCCCUGCCUGUCUUCGGCAAGGUGGUGACGCAAGGGACUCGGGAGGCGGCCUUCGUGUACGCCAUCUCUUCAGCAGGUGUGGCCUUUGCGGUGACACGGGCGUGCAGCAGUGGGGAGCUGGAAAAGUGUGGCUGUGACCGGACGGUGCAUGGGGUCAGCCCGCAGGGCUUCCAGUGGUCAGGAUGCUCAGACAACAUCGCCUACGGCGUGGCCUUCUCACAGUCGUUCGUGGAUGUGCGGGAGAGAAGCAAGGGAGCCUCGUCCAGCCGGGCCCUCAUGAACCUCCACAACAACGAAGCUGGCAGGAAGGCCAUCCUGACACACAUGCGCGUGGAGUGCAAGUGCCACGGGGUGUCGGGCUCCUGCGAGGUGAAGACGUGCUGGCGAGCCGUGCCACCCUUCCGCCAGGUGGGCCACGCGCUGAAGGAGAAGUUUGAUGGCGCCACCGAGGUGGAGCCACGCCGUGUGGGCUCCUCCCGGGCGCUGGUGCCGCGCAAUGCACAGUUCAAGCCGCACACGGACGAGGACCUGGUCUACCUGGAGCCCAGCCCAGACUUCUGCGAGCAGGAUGUGCGCAGCGGCGUGCUGGGCACGAGGGGCCGCACCUGCAACAAGACGUCCAAGGCCAUCGACGGCUGCGAGCUGCUGUGCUGCGGCCGCGGUUUCCACACAGCACAGGUAGAGCUGGCUGAGCGCUGCAGCUGCAAGUUCCACUGGUGCUGCUUCGUCAAGUGCCGGCAGUGCCAGCGGCUCGUGGAGCUGCACACAUGCCGGUGACUGCCGCCCCGCCCUGUGCCCAGCAACCACCUAGUGGCCCAGGGAAGGCCGAUAAUUUAAAGAGUCCCCCACCACCUACCCCAAAAGAUACUGGUUGUAUUUUUUGUUUUGGUUUGGUUUUUGGGUCCUCAUGUUAUUUAUUGCCGAAACCAGGCAGGCAACCCCAAGGGCACCAACCGAGGCCUCCUUGAAGCCUGGGCCUUUGUGGCUGCCACUGACCAAAGGGACCUUGCUCAUGCCUCUGGCUGUCCACAUGUGGCCGCUGCUGACCACUCAGUUGUUAUCUGUACCCAUUUUUCUAUUUGCAGACUUAAGGUGGGUAACAAGGAGUGUUACAGCCACAUGCCUCCUGACCCUGCCAUCUAGGGAAAGAGGUGGCCCUAUGGCAGGGAAAAUCAGUGCCACCUUGAUGCAAGUUACACCCCCACACAUACACACUGACCCCUGGCAGCUUCAGCCUGGUAGCCUUGUCUCUCAAGACCCCUGGAAAGGGAAUGGGCAGAUACCAGGUCAAGGGCAAAGGGUUCAUUUCAGCCCUCCAUGAGCCGCUGGAGGUUCAAUCUCUGUGGGACCUCCCAGGCAGGAAGAGCAGGUGAGAGGAGGGCAAGAGAAGGCUACAGUCCCACCCCAGAGCCCAGCCUGUCCAGCCUCCCCCUCAAAGAGGGAACCCCCCCCUCCCCGGUCCUCCAGGCAGGAGUAUAGGCUGC